This is a messenger RNA of Drosophila kikkawai, 6741 nucleotides long. Lineage: Eukaryota; Metazoa; Arthropoda; Insecta; Diptera; Drosophilidae. The record is from RefSeq and is a predicted model, not a curated record.
CCUCCGUAAAAUUUGAUUGAUAAAAGCGAGUCGCGCCGCUGGUUAUUCUUUUUUUUUUUUUUACUCUCGCAUCGAACGCCGCAUCAACCAACAGCGCCCGCAAUGUAACGACACUUUUCCCCUCUGUUUUGGCUAGUGCAAUUGACGCGCAUUCCGAUUUAUUCAAUGUUUAAUAAAAUGAACUUGUAAAUGUGCUAGGGCGCCAAUUUCGGUGAAAUAAAGUGCAGUUGCUGCAACUGCCACAGCCUCUGUCGACGUCGCCGCUUUUUGUUGCUGUUUUUAUCGGACAGCAACAAGUUUUAACUUUUUUCGGCUGAAUCGAGAGGCAAAUCGCAAAACUCAAUCAAACAUCAAGACAUGCGGACAUAUAACGGUUACCGUAUUUUAGGUGUGUGAUUUUUGUCCCAUUUUUUUUUCGCUGUGUGUGUUUGUAGAGCUAACACCACCCGUAAACAAGUGCAAUAUUAAUUAAGUAAUGACUGAUCGAGUGAUAUUGUAGUAUAUGUAAUAAGCAUAUACGAAAACAGUGCAUGCACAUACAUGUAUACACACAAAGAAAAUGCAGAGACAAAUGACCAUGUUAUAACAAUUAAAAAUAAAACGCAAAAGCCACGAAAAAUCCCACAACAUCUGCGAAACCUUCGGCGAUCAUCGAGUUUUACUGUACUUGAAAAAUGGACAGUGCCACGCAAAAACAAAACCAAAGGCAAAGGCAAAAGCAACGGCAAUCACCAAUACUGAAACAAAAACAAACACAUGGACGAAAGAGGCGGCGAUUACAACAACACCAACACCAGCGACAUCAGCAACACCAACAAUUGUGGCUUGUUGUUGGUAUUCUGACAAUAUUCUUGUCACAGCUCACAAAUGCAGCAGACUUGGUGAUCAACGUUCCCAAUGCCAGCAGCAAUGACAAUGCCUUCUACAGGAUCGAUUACAGUCCACCCUUUGGCUUCCCCGAGCCAAACACUACGAUACCGGCUAGUGAGAUUGGCAAGGACAUUAAGUUCUCGAGGGCACUGCCGGGCACAGAGUACAAUUUUUGGCUGUACUACACGAAUUCCACACAUCAGGAGCUGCUUACCUGGACGGUGAAUAUAACAACAGCUCCCGAUCCUCCAGCUAACCUGAGCGUCCAGCUGAGAUCCAGCAAAAGCGCCUUCAUAACGUGGCGACCUCCUGGAACUGGUAGAUACUCUGGUUUUCGUAUCCGUGUCCUAGGCCUCACGGAUUUGCCCUUCGAGCGCAGCUACUCGCUGCUGGGCAACGAGACGCAGGUAUCGGCCAAGGAGCUGACACCCGGCGGCACUUACCAGGUGCAGGCAUAUUCAAUCUACCAGGGCAAGGAGUCGGUGGCCUAUACCAGUCGCAAUUUCACCACAAAGCCCAAUACGCCCGGCAAGUUCAUCGUUUGGUUCCGCAACGAGACAACCCUGCUGGUGCUGUGGCAGCCACCGUUUCCCGCCGGGAUCUACACCCACUACAAGGUGUCCAUAACGCCCGACGAUGCCAUCCAGAGUGUGCUGUAUGUGGAGCAAGAGGGUGAGCCACCGGGACCCGCUCAGGCGGCCUUCAAGGGUCUAGUUCCGGGCAGAGAGUACAAUAUUUCGGUGCAAACCGUAUCCGAGGAUGAGACAUCAUCGGUGCCCACAACGGCAAGGUAUUUAACCGUACCAGAGCGCGUCCUCAAUGUGACCUUCGAUGAGGCCUACACCACGGCCAACUCCUUUCGAGUGCAAUGGAGGCCACCGACAACGUACAGCGAAUUCGAUGGCUACCAGGUGAUGCUCUCCACCUCGCGAAGGAUCUUCAAUGUGCCGCGCAACGAGGGCGAUUCGGUUUACUUUGAUUAUCCGGAUGUCCUGGAGGCGGGUCGCACCUACGAGGUGGUGGUGAAGACCAUAGCGGACAAUGUAAACUCGUGGCCCACCAGCGGCUUUGUGACGCUGCGACCGCGUCCGGUGCGGAGUCUGGGUGGAUUUCUAGAUGAUCACAGCAAUGUCCUGCACAUAUCCUGGGAGCCGGCAGAGACGGGGCGACAGGAUGCCUAUCGAAUAAGCUACCAUGAGCAGACCAAUGUGAGCGAAGUGCCACCCACAUUUCCUGCCGCCUCAGAGACACAGAUCCGCACGAAUCUCACCGAAUACACGCUGGACUCACUGCUGCCGGGACGUCGCUAUUUGAUUGGCGUCCAGGCCCUAUCCAUGGAGGUGGCCUCCAAUGCCAGCUACAUAACCCGCUAUACCCGUCCGGCGGCGCCUCUCAUCCAGGAGCUGCGUAGCAUCGAUCAGGGUCUAAUGCUCAGCUGGCGAAGUGAUGUGAAUUCGCGUCAGGAUCGCUACGAGGUUCAUUACCAGCGGAAUGGGACACGCGAGGAGCGAACGAUAGCCACCAAUGAGACGCAGCUAACGAUUAACUAUCUGCAUGCUGGUUCCGGUUACACGGUGAAGGUGCAUGCCAUUAGCCAUGGGAUCAGGAGCGAGCCUCAUACCUACUUCCAGGCAGUCUUUCCCAAACCCCCACAGAAUCUCACCCUGCAAACGGUGCACACCAACCUGGUGGUGCUCCACUGGCAGCCGCCGGAGGGCAGUGAUUUCAGCGAGUACGUGGUCCGGUAUCGUACGGAUGCCUCACCCUGGCAGCGCAUCGCUGGCCUGCAUAAGAACGAGGCCCGGAUUGAGGAUAUGCAUUAUGGCGAACGCUACCUGGUCCAGGUGAACACGGUCAGCUUUGGUGUGGAGAGUCCGCAUCCCGUGGAGCUGAAUGUAACGAUGCCGCCGCAACCAGUCUCGAAUGUGGUGCCGCUGGUGGAUUCGCGUAAUCUCACGCUGGAGUGGCCACGUCCCGAUGGUCACAUAGAUUUUUACAGCCUCAAAUGGUGGCCCACAGACGAGGCGGAAAAUGUGGAAUUCAAGAAUGUAACCCAGCUGGAGGAUGUAACUUCCCCCAGCGUGCGUGUCCCCAUCGAGGACCUCUCGCCGGGCCGUCAGUACGGCUUCGAGGUCCAGGCCAGCUCCAAUGGCAUUCGCUCCGGCAUCACCCACCUCUUCACCCGCACCAUGCCGCUCAUACAGUCGGACGUCUUCAUUGCCAAUGCCGGCCAUGAGCUGGGCCAGGACGAGACGAUCACCUUGAGCUACACACCCACGCCGGCGGCUAGCACACGCUUCGACAUCUAUCGCUUCUCCAUGGGCGAUCCCAAGAUCAAGGACAAGGAGAAGCUGGCCAAUGACACGGAGCGCAAGCUAAGCUUCAACGGGUUGACGCCCGGCAAGCUCUACAACGUGACCGUGUGGACGGUGAGCGGUGGAGUGGCCAGUUUGCCAGUGCAGCGUCUAUAUCGCCUGCAUCCGCUACCCAUUUCGGAUUUGGUGGCCAGCCAGCUGGCGGCGCGUGAGAUAAGCCUGCGUUGGACGGCACCCAUCGGUGAGUACACUGACUUUGAGCUGCAGUACCUCAGUGCGGACGCGGAGGAGCCCCAGCUGCUGCAGAAUGUGACCAAGAGGACGGAGAUUACGCUGCAGGGACUGCGGCCGUAUCACAAUUACACAUUCACCGUGGUGGUGCGAGCCGGUUCGGACAUUUCCGGCAGCAGCACGCUGAUGCGCAGCAGUGCCCCCAUCUCGGCCAGCUACCAAACCCUGGCCGCCCUGCCCGGCAAGGUGGAGUUCUUCCAGCCCAGCGAUAUCCAGCCGGGUGAGGUGACCUUCGAGUGGAUUCUGGAGCCGGGAGAGCAGCAUGGCCCCAUUGAUUACUACAGGAUUACGUGUCAGAAUGCGGAGGAUGCGGGCAUGGAUGUGACCAACUAUGAGUUCCCAGCGAAUGCCACGCAGGGCAGGAUUGAUGAUUUGGUUCCAGGUAAUCGCUACAUUUUCCGGAUACAGGCCAAAUCAGCUCUAGGCUAUGGGGCCGAGCGGGAGCAUGACCUAAGGAUGCCCAUAUUGGCACCGCCCAUUCCAGAGGCAAGUGUCACACCCCUCGAGGUGAGUCGUAGUAGCAGCACCAUUGAGAUUAGCUUCCGGCAGGGUUACUUCUCCAAUGCCCACGGCAUGGUGCGUUACUACACCAUCAUUGUGGCGGAGGAUGUGGGCAAGAAUGCCUCCGGCCUGGAGAUGCCCAGCUGGCAGGAUGUCCAGGCAUAUACGGUGUGGCUGCCCUACCAGGCCAUUGAGCCAUACAAUCCCUUCCUAAGCUCAAAUGGGAGUCGGCGAGGGAGCAGCAGCAGUAAUCUGCUGGAGGCGGAGCACUUUACCAUUGGUUCGGCCAACUGUGACUCCCAUUCGACGGGCUACUGCAACGGGCCGCUGCGUUCCGGCACCACAUACAGGAUCAAGGUGCGCGCCUUCACCGACGAGGACAAGUUCACGGAUACGGCGUACAGUGCACCAAUAACCACAGAGCGUAGCGACACCAUGAUUGUGGCUUUGACCAUGUCGGCGGUGCUGCUGGUGGCCGUGGUGCUAUUGGUGGUUUACUGCCAGCAUCGCUGCCAGCUAAUCCGUAGAGCCAGCAAACUAGCCAGGAUGCAGGAUGAGCUGGCUGCCCUGCCCGAGGGUUAUGUUAUACCAAAUCGUCCUGUGCAUGUUAAGGAUUUUGCCGAGCAUUAUCGUCUCAUGUCCGCCGACUCGGACUUUCGAUUCAGCGAGGAAUUUGAUGACCUGAAGCAUGUGGGUCGCGAUCAGCCCUGCAGCUUUGCCAAUUUGCCUUGCAAUCGUCCCAAGAAUCGUUUCACCAACAUCCUGCCCUACGAUCACUCACGCUUCAAGCUCCAGCCGGUGGACGAUGACGAUGGCUCCGAUUACAUCAAUGCCAACUAUAUGCCGGGUCAUAAUUCACCGCGUGAGUUUAUUGUCACCCAGGGGCCGUUGCAUUCCACGCGGGAGGAGUUCUGGCGGAUGUGCUGGGAGAGCAAUUCCAGGGCCAUUGUCAUGCUGACGCGUUGCUUUGAAAAGGGACGCGAAAAGUGUGACCAAUACUGGCCGGUGGAUCGGGUGGCCAUGUUUUAUGGCGACAUCAAGGUGCAGUUGAUUGUGGAUACGCAUUUCCAUGACUGGAGCAUCUCGGAGUUUAUGGUUUCACGGAACUGCGAAUCCCGGAUAAUGCGGCAUUUUCACUUCACCACCUGGCCGGACUUUGGGGUGCCAGAGCCGCCGCAGUCGCUGGUGCGAUUUGUGCGCGCCUUUCGCGAUGUUGUCGGCACCGAUUCGCGUCCCAUUAUUGUCCAUUGCAGCGCUGGUGUGGGCAGGUCGGGCACCUUUAUAGCCCUCGACCGGAUACUGCAGCACAUACACAAGUCCGACUAUGUGGACAUAUUUGGUAUAGUGUUUGCCAUGCGAAAGGAGCGCGUGGUCAUGGUGCAGACGGAGCAGCAGUAUGUGUGCAUCCAUCAGUGUUUGCUGGCAGUGCUGGAGGGCAAGGAGCAUCUGCUGGCCGAUUCCCUGGAGCUGCAUGCCAACGAUGGCUAUGAAGUGACUAAAAUUUACUUAGAACGCCCUAAUGGCCAGCUACAACAGCCACAAACGAAAAUGGGUACCCUGCCCAUACGUGCCUCCCUGGCCAAGGCCGAGGAACUGGAACCGGAUCUCAUGGUUGCCACCGACAAGGAUACGGAGCAACAGCUGCCGGCGGAGGCUAACGAAAAGCGUAAAUCUCACGAAAUUCCCAACGAAAGCAACUGCCUCAAGCAGCAAGCUAUUGAUGAGGACGAGGAUGAAGAGGAUGAAGAUGAAAACGAUGACGAUGACCAGCAGCCACUGAACAAUGAGACAACGGCCACCUUGUCAUCGGCCAGCUGUAACACCAGCAGCAGCAGCAGUAGUAACAGCAGCGGCAGCCAUCAGGAGCAUGCAAUCCUGCAGGAAUCGUUAGAGCAUCCCAAGCUAGACCAGGAGAGAAUCUGCAAAGUCUCGAGCAAAUCUCAUUCAGACAGCGAAACAGACGACGAUGAUGAUGAUGAGCAGCAGCUGGCCAAGGAUGGGGCUGUUGCUGGCGCUGAGGAUGAGGAUGGCGAUGGCUGGUGGUAUUGAGAUAGCUAAAGUCGUCUUUAAUUUAUAUUAGAUGACGAGGGCAUUGCUGAGACGGGAAUCUGAGGAUGCUGUAACAAUAUAUCCUCUCUGCCCAGGACUAUAUGCUGUAGCACCUAAAAUGUAGUAGUUACUUUUUACACUGUACGUAAAAUCUGCCUGUGAUGUGCUAGAUUGUGAUUUGUCUACAAAAACAAAACGAAGAAGAAACGGCGGAGGGCUUCCUGUUUUUUUUUGGCCUGUGUGCCAUUAUUUAUGUGCCUUUUUGCCAUAAUAGAGCUAUAGCUUUUGGCCAGCUAGCCUGCUUAAAUGUAAAUUUAAUGUAAAAGUGCCGCCAAAUUAGACCAAACCAACUUAAGCUUCAGGUGUAUCUAUGUAUAUCCCCUGUACCUGUUGUCUACCUACUGUACCCUUGGCUUUGUAGUUCUGUUUAGAUUUGUACAUUUGUUUCUUUUAUUAUGACGAUUACUAUUACUAUUAUUAUUAUUAUUAAGAUUAAGAUUAUGAUUAUGCCUAUUAGCUAUUACCCGUAAACGAUUGUGUAUUAUGUUUAUUGUAUUUGUAUAUGAAUGUAUGUCUGUAGGUUAAGUGCAUUUUAUCGAUAUCCAUCCACGAUUAGUCAGCGGAGUAGUGGCUUCUCCGAGGGAUCCUCGCCAGCCGCCGGCUCCAGGAGCAAGCUGCCAGCAGUAGCUUCUCCGAGGGAUCCUCGCCAGCCGCC